AUGACGGUAGAGAUAGAUUCAAAUGUGUCCUGCAGACAAUGUGAAACUAAUGCGGAGAAUAUUCCAGUUAAGUUGACUCUGCAUCAUCAGUCAGUUGAUAUAACAGAGGCAAGAUCAUCUGUAUUCACAGAGCAGGAGAGUUACUGGCAACUUCCUCUGUAUGACACAGGACUGGUGACAGAUAUCAUUGUCAGUUCGGGAGGCACUCAAGAUCCUCUUGAUGACUGCAUACAUGUUGCCACUGUAGCUCCAGCUGCUGUUUAUUCUUUUGUACCUAGAGGAAGAGACACUCCUCUAAAAUAUAUACUUCUUCAGGAUGUACUUCCACGUUAUCGUUCUGCUUACCAGCCACGGUUACGACUGGCUAACUUAUCGAGCAGAAAGCUGCUUAUCCAUGAAGAGGUUUCAAACACACUCUUAAAUGUAGACAUGAACACUGGUGCAGUAUCUUGCAUGCAACUUAAUUCUAGGUUUGAAAUUGCAGCAGAGUUACUGAUGAAAAGGCUGGGAUCAGGGGGAAGAAGUGAAAUCUUUUUCCGCAUGUGUAAAAGUAAAGUUGAACAAGGGCAACUUGCAUUGUGGGAAGUUGGUGGUAAACGCAUACUUUUCAUAGACAUCCACAAAGAGAUGAGCCGCUUGGUUACUUUGCCAUUUAUUCUUUAUUCUCUACAUCUUUUAGAGGGAAGAUAUCAGUGGUUUGCUAUUGAUGAGGAAGGUAAUAAGUGGUUGCUGAAAGAUAACAUGUACAAUUUUGUGCUUCACCCAGUAACCCAGACACCAGUUGAACAAGAUUGUAGCCAUAUGUUAGUAUCUUGCAUUUCUCCACAUACCUUAAGUGACUUUGUGUUGUCUUCAGCACUUAAAGAAAAGAUUAGUGCUUCCACUCAUCUUUUAGCUCCAUAUAAUGCUUUGGCUGCUGUAGCUGUAGGUUUCCCAGAGCUUGAUGCAAGUGAAAAUGAAGUUUAUGUAUGGGAGCGUGAUAACAUUUCACUGAAGGCCUUUUCUUCAGUUAGUGACCCGGUUAGCUCUACUGUUGUGCUAAGUGAUGCUGGGCAAAUUGUAAGAGUUGUUGAUCAGGCUCCUAGAAAUGCAUUCGAAUAUGAUGUUUCACCUUCAGGAGCUAAUAUAUUUUUAGAAGUAACAGAUUUAGUGAAUCAUAGCUUAAGCUACAUUCCUGUUCCCCAGGCCUCUCAGUCUUCUCCAUACUGGGCCUGGUCUGUGGCAGCUCGCACAUCUCCACUCUUUAUGGCUGCAACAAGUGGUCAGGGUUUGGCUACAGUAGACUCUGCAGGAGUUGUACGUCUCUGGCAAACGGGAAGUGUUGGUUUACAGAAAGCUCUAGCAGAUUGGCGUAAAAUGAUUGGUGAUGACACUGAACGUCUUAGAUUAGAGGUUGACCGCUUCAGUGGUGAGGAUGUCACUGAACCUAAACAUGGACAGGAGGAUCCUGACAAUAAUCCCCAUAUAGGAGGAAAUACUUGGGCAGGUGGGACAGGUGGCCGUGAUACAGCUGGUCUCGGUGGUAAAGGAGGACCAUAUCGGUUAGAUGCUGGUCAUGAUGUUCAUCAGUUAUCUGAAGCCGAAAAGGAUGCCGUCCCUGCUGAAGUGAGGCGUGCUGCCCGUGAAAUGGCACAAAAAGCCUUCAAAGAACGCUUGAGAGAAAUUAGAAUGAGUGAAUAUGAUGCCUCUCUCUAUGAGAAGCUUGCUGGUGGUGUGCAACAACAAGUACAUGCUUUACGCACUAUUAUUAACUCCCUACAGGCUAAAGGAAAGGAACGGCAGUGGCUUCGGCAUCGCACCUCUGGUGAAUUAGAUGACACAAAAUUAAUUGAAGGCUUGGCAGGAGAAAGAAAUAUAUAUCGGCAAAGGCAUGAAGAGGAACCAGAGAUUGGGGCACCACAGAGACAUCCCAAACGACUUCGCUUAGUUGUUGAUGUGUCUGGAUCAAUGUACCGUUUUAAUGGUCAUGACGGUCGUCUGGAACGUGAACUUGAAGCCACACUUAUGGUUAUGGAAGCAUUUGAGGGGUUUGAGAAUAAAUUUAAGUAUGAUAUUUACGGACAUUCUGGUGAAGAAGCUGCUGUUCCAUUAGUAGAAUGUGAUAAUGUGCCCCAUAACAACAAAGAGCGUUUGGAUGUACUGAAAACAAUGCAGGCUCAUUCACAGUUUUGUCUCAGUGGAGAUCAUACUUUGGAAGCUGCAGUUAAAGCUGUGAAGGACAUAGCAACUGAAGAAUGUGAUGAAAGAUUUGUAAUUCUACUGUCUGAUGCAAAUUUUGAUCGGUAUGGAAUCAGACCAAGUCAUUUUGCUAAAGCACUUACUGCUGAGAACACAGUAAAUACUUUUGCAAUAUUUAUUGGAUCAUUAGGUGACCAAGCAGACAGGUUAACAAAGGUUCUUCCUGCUGGACAUUCAUUUGUUUGUCUUGAUUUAAAGAAGCUUCCACAAAUCUUGCAACAAAUAUUUACCUCAGCUAUGCUAAAAUAAUUGUCAAGUAUGAUACAAGCACAUUGUUUUUAAUAUAAUAAUGCAGUAUGAUAAUUUAUAUAAUACAGUGGACCCCCGCAUAACGAUGGCAUCACAUAGCGAUUAUUUCGCAUACCGCUUACUUUAAUUGCAAAAAUUUUGCCUCACAUACCGCUUAAAAACCCGCUUACCGAUUUUCCUCCGAGAUGCGUCCAAUGUGCGGCCUGAGCCACGCUCACAUGUUCCGCCGGUGGCAUUGUUUACCAGCCAGCCUCCGCGGUAACAUCCAAGCAUACAAUCGGAAUAUUUCGUAUUAUUACAGUGUUUUCGGUGCUUUUUCUGGAAAAUAAGUGACCAUGGGCCCCAAGAAAGCUUCUAGUGCCAACCCUACAGCAAUAAGGGUGAGAAUUACAAUAGAGAAGAAGAAAAAGAUCAUUGAUAAGUAUCGCUACUAUUGGUGGUACAGCUGCUGCUGCUGCACUGUCAGCUGCUGCUGCUGCACUGUCAGCUGCUGCUGCUGCUGUAGCAUCGUCUGCUGCUGCUGUAGCAUUGUCUGCUGCUGCUGCUGCAGCAUCGUCUGCUGCUGCUGUAGCAUCGUCUGCUGCAGCUGUAGCAUUGUCUGCUGCUGCUGCUGCUGCUGUAGCAUCGUCUGCUGCUGCUGUAGCAUUGUUGCUGCUGUACCACCGUCUGUUGCUGCUGUACCACCGUCAGCUGCUGCUGCUGCUGUAGCACCGUUGUUGGUGUGGCUUAUUGAGAAUACCAAGAAACAAUUAACCCCAGAGGAUUUGCCACCCAGGAUAACCCAAAAAAGUCAGUGUCAUUGAAGACUGUCUAACUUAUUUCCAUUGGGGUCCUUAAUCUUGUCUCCCAGGAUGCAACCCACACCAGUCGACUAACACCCAGGUGAACAGGGAAAAAAUGCCUGGAACUAGUGCUCAUAUUGGUGAAUUUAAAGCCAGCAAAGGUUGGUUUGAGAGAUUUAAGAAUCGUAGUGGCAUACACAGUGUGAUAAGGCCUGUUCUGGAAGAAAAUGCCAAACAGGACCUACAGAACUCAGGAGGAAAAGGCACUCCCAGGACAGUGUCUCAUCAGUCAUUGCUGCAUCUUCAAUAAAGGUAAGUGUCAUUUUUUUCUUCAUUUAGUAGAGUAGUACAUGCACAAUAUAUACUGUGCAUGUACUACUCUACUAUUGUGCAUGUAUCCUUCUCUUUGUGUGUGGGAAAAUGUAUAUUUCAUGUGGUAAAAUUUUUUUUUUCAUACUUUUGGGUGUCUUGCACGGAUUAAUUUUAUUUCCAUUAUUUCUUAUGGGGAAAAUUCAUUCACAUAACGAUUAUUUCGCAUAACAAUUACCCCUCUUGCACGGAUUAAAAUCGUUAACCGGGGGUCCACUGUAAUGCAGUAUGAUAAUUCACUGCUAACUACUGGUACCAUAAAAAUUCAUAUUAUGUAUUUAAAUUAUGUAAUUAAACUGAAUUAGAUAA
This is a messenger RNA of Cherax quadricarinatus, 3947 nucleotides long. The record is from RefSeq and is a predicted model, not a curated record. Lineage: Eukaryota; Metazoa; Arthropoda; Malacostraca; Decapoda; Parastacidae.